UCGGUGAUUCGUAAUCCCAUACGCCCUGCCGCCCUGCUCCGACCUUCGCGUCCCCCUGGCGACUUCCCCUUUGCUCCUUGCCCACCGGCUCAGCUCGCACGCCGUCCCACGCGCUCCCCCUCCUCCUCGGCUAGCGCUACUCCGCCUCCGUAACCACCGUCGACCCGCCCCCCUAGCGGAUUGGAGCAGAGAUCCAUUAGGAACCUCGUCGGUUGGGGAAGAAGACCCGCCCCGCCGGAGAUGGCAACGGGACCUCCUCGCCGGGCUAGGGGAGACGUAAGUAUCGAGUCCCUGGCGCGGCCGGUAGCUGUCGACCACCGCAUCAGCAUCCAGUACUACUUCCGCAUCGCUGACAACCUCCUCCGCCAGGCUGAUGUGUAUCGGGAGGAGAAUAACCUUCUGGACCUGUACAUCAUCCUCCUAAGAUAUUCGAGCUUGUUGCUUGAAACGAUACCCAAGCAUCACGAUUACAAUGCAUUUAAGGCGAGAGAAAAGGAAUUCCUGAAGAAAGGUCCCCACAACUCUCAGAAACUUCGUAGUGUUCUCAAUGAGCUAGAAUCCCUCAAGCCAGUUGUUCAGCAACAAUUUUCCAACCGUAAUUGCGGGGGUGCAGAGGAACCUAACGGUGUAAAUGGAACCUAUGCUGCAAGUAGUGGGAUGGAGCAGUAUAUCCCAAGCCCAUAUAUGCCAAAGUCAUUGGCUGGAGGCCCUACUGGACUACUGCAGAAAUCGUUCUCUAGUUCAAAGCAUCAAACAACAUCAUUGCAGAAUGUUCAACCUGAGAGGCAACUAAUCAAACCAUAUUCCACUUUGCCUUAUCCAAAAGAGGAAACACUAUCAAGACACUCGAUACUAGGACCAAAUGGGCUUCAUGGCCAAUGGGCAGGCCCUGUUACUGGUAUCAGGAUUGAGUAUCCACGUAAUCCUGAAUUAACCCAAACUGAUAUCUCAAGUUUAGUGCCAUCAAUCUUAAACCAGGACAGCUUGCACGGUCCCAUUACAGUAUCGCAGGACAAAAAUGAUGAUAUGCUGUCUGUUCUCUCACUUGAUGAUGGCAGAUGGUCUUUACCAGUAGAAGAACCAGCCUCAGUGUCUCCUGGUUUGGAAGCAGAGUUUUCCCAGCUGAAUAUUAGACAACCUUCUCCCUUUCCUGUCCUAGCUCAGGUGCAUUCUGAACGUGGACCAAUUCCUCCAUCAAGAGUUGCUGAUCCAAGACCAGGACUUGCUAUCUCUGACACCGGAUGCUAUCAGAAUUUGCAUGUGCCAGUGGCAUUAAUGGAGUGCUUCCUAAGGGUUGCUGAGGCAAAUACCACAAAAAAUUUGGAAACCUGUGGGAUUCUCGCUGGUUCCCUGAAAAAACGAACUUUUUAUGUGACGACACUGAUAAUUCCUAAGCAGAAAUCAACAUCAGAUUCAUGUCAGGCUACAAAUGAAGAAGAAAUUUUUGAAGUUCAGGAUAAGGGCUCACUUUUAUCUCUUGGUUGGAUUCAUGUAAGUCCAACACUUGGUUUAACCUGCUUCCUAUCUUCCAUUGAUCUUCAUAAUCAUUAUGCGUAUCAGAUCAUGCUACCUGAAGCAAUUGCCAUUGUUAUGGCACCAACUGACACAACAAGAAAGCACGGCAUAUUUCAUCUCACGGAUCCAUGUGGCUUGGGUGUAAUCCAUGAUUGUGAUGCUACUGGAUUCCAUCCUCAUGAGGAGCCCCAAGAUGGUACGCCAAUCUACGAACAUUGCUCCCAUGUGUACAUGAACCCGAAUGUUAAGUUUGAGAUGGUCGACCUCCGUGAAGUGUGAGAAGCCAUGGUUCCCUUUUGGCAUAAAUCGUCAGUUAUACUUCUACUGAACCACAAAGUUUAUUCACUUUUACUGAUGCUAAAAGAAUAUUGAGUACAGACGACUUUUUCAAAUCCAAGACCCACAGCAGUUUGUACGUAGCUACUUUUUCCCAUUUUUAUGUACAGAAUUUUUGUAUUGAAUGGAGGCUUCGUUUAUAUCGGGUAAGUGACAUCAAUCUAGGCACCAUGGCAUGUUGGGAGAGCUCUUAGCUUCGUUUUAUGCUAUUUUAACUGUUAUUUUAUCUUUUAUUUAUUACUUACCUUUUCUUUUUCUUUAUAA
This is a messenger RNA of Setaria italica (foxtail millet), 2115 nucleotides long. Its product is annotated as AMSH-like ubiquitin thioesterase 3. Gene Ontology annotation, biological process: protein K48-linked deubiquitination; protein K63-linked deubiquitination. Bases 241 to 1794 code for a protein of 517 amino acids. The transcript is spliced from 14 exons. Gene Ontology annotation, molecular function: K63-linked deubiquitinase activity; metal-dependent deubiquitinase activity; protein binding. NCBI's taxonomy places the organism in Eukaryota, Viridiplantae, Streptophyta, Magnoliopsida, Poales, Poaceae. Gene Ontology annotation, cellular component: endosome; membrane. The record is from RefSeq and is a predicted model, not a curated record.